This is a messenger RNA of Parasteatoda tepidariorum (common house spider), 9490 nucleotides long. RefSeq names its product homeobox protein cut-like 1. Gene Ontology annotation, biological process: regulation of transcription by RNA polymerase II. NCBI's taxonomy places the organism in Eukaryota, Metazoa, Arthropoda, Arachnida, Araneae, Theridiidae. Gene Ontology annotation, molecular function: RNA polymerase II transcription regulatory region sequence-specific DNA binding; DNA-binding transcription factor activity, RNA polymerase II-specific. The record is from RefSeq and is a predicted model, not a curated record. Gene Ontology annotation, cellular component: nucleus.
AUUCGUCUUGGGCAAAGAUGGCUGCGAACGUUCAGUCUUUGGUACAGUACUGGAAAAACUUCGACUUACCACAGUUGCAGAAAGCCCUUGACGUCACUGCUACAGAAUUGGCCAAUAAACAAGAUGAAAGCGAUAACUCAAGAAAAAGACUGGUCGAACUUAGCAAAGACUUCAAGAAAAACUCGUCUGAAGACAUAAGGAAAUCUGUGGUGCCUCUAUUAAAAAGCUUCCAAGCCGAAGUAGAUAGUUUGUCUAAACGCAGCAAAGCAGCCGAGGCAGCUUUUCUCACAAUCUAUAGAACUUUUAUCGAACUGCCAGAUCCUGUUCCCGCCCUCGAACAUUACCAAGUGCUUUUGCAACGCACGAUGCGAAUCCAAGAUUUAGAAAUCGAGAACAGACACUUAAGAGAAACGCUCAACGAUUACAGUAGAGAAUUCAAAGUGGUGCAAAACCAAGAGGUGACAAUCAAACUGUUGCGGGAAAAAAUUAGAGAGUUAUUAGAAAAAGACGAAUCAUCACAGGAUAAGGCAGAAGAGAAAGAUCCAGAGCUGCUUCAGCUUUUUGAUGAGAAAGAGUGCGACCGAUUGGGUGCCCAAUUGGUUGACAGACCAAACCUCGACGACACCGAGACCAAAGUUGCCCAACUCCAAAGUGCCUUGGAUAAAUCUCAGUCCGAACUUUUUGACUUAAAAUCUCGAUACGAUGAAGACUCGAACGCCAAGUCGGAUGAAAUGGAAAUUAUCGUAAAUGAUUUGGAACGAGCGAACCAGAGGGCAGCACUAGCUGAGAAGGAAGUGAAUCAUCUGAAAGAUCAACUAGCAGCCGCCAAACAGUCUCUCCAAUUGGCUGAUCAGAUCCAGAAGGCUCCUGACAUGGAGCAGGCUGUUGACGUUGUAGCCCGGUCUUCCCUAGAGUUGGAGCUCGCAUCCAAGGAGAAGGAGAUUUCCCAAUUAAUUGAUGACAUUCAAAGAUUACAGACUAUUCUAAACACUCUACAAGAGACAAGUGCCUCGAAAAUUGCUCAACUUGAAGAACUGGUCAACGAAAAGGACAAAAUGAUUGUAGAAUUGGGUGAAAAAUUGGUGAGACAGCAAGAUUACGACGAAAUUAAAAAAGAACUUCGUGUCUUAAAAACAGUAAAUUUCAAUAAUUCAAAAUCAUGGGAGAAAACUGAUGAAAACAAAAAUGAAAAUGACAAGCCUCCGGACCUCAUUAAAGAAAACCACAAAUCUCCAUCAUCUGACAGUACACCAGUAAAGGUUAAAACUGAAGAGAAUGGAUCAGGUGGUUACCCACUUCAAAGCGUGGACAGUUUUGGCACAAUGUUGGGCCAGGAGAUUGUUAGAGACUAUGCUCAAACUGUUGCAAAAGAAGAAGUAUGCAGCAGGCCUUCAUCUCCGGUGUCUAAAAACAGCGAUGGCUACCCACCUUCAUCAGCUGCAAGCACCAUCUCCCAAGAAGACAGAAAGCCAACUCCACCAGUUCUGGAUGGAACAAUGGACAACCCACCAUCUCCUCCCAUCAAUCUCACAUCCGAAAGGUCUUCCCCGUCUGGCAACAGCCAAUCCAUCAAAGAAGUCACAUCGCCCGUGAGCGAUAACUCUUCCCUCAGCAAACUUCAGGACUGUUUGAGGCAAAAUAUAGACAAAUAUGCAAACGAAACUCUGAAUACCCUGAACAUUGCGAGGUGUGUGAGAGAGUUGUUGAGCGUGCACAAUAUCGGACAGAGACUUUUUGCCAAAUUUGUGCUCGGUCUGUCACAAGGAACUGUGAGCGAACUGCUCUCUAAACCUAAACCUUGGGAUAAGCUAACUGAAAAGGGAAGAGACUCUUACAGAAAAAUGCAUGCAUGGGCUUCCGAUGACAAAUGCAUAGGAAUGUUGAAAUCAUUGGUGCCGAGAAGAGUUGCUGAGAGAAGAUCAACUCUUCUUUCUUCCCCACCAGGAAAAGACUGCAUCGGAAGCACUGGAAACAGCGGUGGACUAUCUUCAUACAAAAACGAUGACCAAGGAGCUGAGGAAAGGAUAGCCCAAAUUCUCAAUGAGGCCCAGAUGGCUAUGAUGAAACAGCAGGAACAAAAAAGUCCAUCUUCACUGCCAAAUGGCGAUAAUCGGUCUGUUGACAGCUCCGAUGAUCUCCGUAACGACAGUGACUCAAAAUAUAACCUCGGAAAUUCGAGAGAUAAUUUAUCCAAUAGCGAUAAAUCUUUUAGAAGAUCUCGUAAAUAUGAAAACGAUGAUAUUCCUCAAGAAAUGGUCGCCCGAAUUUACCAGGAAGAACUCGCCAAGCUCAUUGGGCAGAGAGUCGAGGAAGGGUUCAGGACACCCAGAGACCAAUUCGAACGAACACAGGAAGAGAUUCGGCAGGCCUUAACCAUAUACCACCAAGAACUAACUAGACUAUCUCAUUUAAUGCCUCCUAAUCAUCAUCCGAACUUUAAUCCUUUUACAGCUAAUGGCAGCUCUUACAGUCUUUCACACCACCAUAACAGCAAUAGUAAUUCCGCGUUAAACAACGCAACAACUAAUGGCAAUAGUAAUCAGGCUCAUCAAGAUUGCCCAGUCGAUGCAACCAUGAGUAACAGAUCUAGAUCUGAGUCAAAGAAUUCAAAUUCAGGGAGAGAGGAACCAGAGAUGAGACAUCAUGGUAGUGCCUUUUCCCUUGUGAGACCUAAGACUGAGAAUAAUAUUUCUUCUUCCAUGAAUUCUAAGUCUUCAUCAACUCCUACACCUACUUCAUAUCGCCUGCAUAGUCCCUCACCAGCACCUCCAGCUCUUCUGCCUCUAUCGGAAUCGAAGACGUCGAGCCCCGGUGCACCUCAGUCAGGAACAGAAGAUCUGACUACAUCAGCUUCCCCAUUGCAAAGAAUGCAGUCCAUCACCAAUUCUCUUCUCUCACAGUCAUCGCUGCCAUCCUUGCCCAAUCCUCCACAGAGGCCUGCCAAAGCUGUUCUUCCCCCAAUUACUCAGCAGCAGUUUGAUCAGUAUAACAAUGUCAACACCGAAGAUAUUGUUAAAAAGGUCAAGGAACAGUUGAGUCAGUAUUCCAUUAGUCAGCGCCUAUUUGGUGAAAGUGUGCUUGGACUAUCUCAGGGAUCAGUGUCCGAUCUUCUAGCUCGCCCAAAGCCGUGGCACAUGCUUACGCAAAAAGGACGAGAACCUUUCAUUCGUAUGAAAAUUUUUCUGGAAGAUGAGAAUGCUGUACACAAACUGGUUGCCUCUCAGUAUAAAAUUGCUCCUGAAAAACUGAUGAGAACGGGUAGCUUUGGCGGAGCCACAAAUCCACAAAGUAUCAUGACUUUUGGCGGGUCUAAUAAGAUGAGUCCAAGACCCAUAGAAUCUAACCUAAGGGCUUCGGAAAACCGGCAUCUAACUCAGAACAAUUCUCUGUACACACCUCAUAACCAUACACCUCGAUCUGUGUGCACAACUCCAGACAAUAUGCCCAUUUCUCUGACUGUGACUUCAAGCAACAACACCUCUUCUCAGAACUCUAUUCUCAGUAGAAAAACACCCACAAUAACUCGGGGAUACAACCAACCAUCUGUGUAUGAAAUGGCAGCUCUCACCACUGAUUUAGAUACGCAGAUCAUCACUUCAAAGAUCAAAGAGGCUUUAAUGGCGCACAACAUUGGCCAGAAGAUAUUUGGCGAAGUUGUACUGGGUUUGUCUCAAGGAUCUGUUAGCGAAUUGCUUUCAAAACCAAAACCGUGGCACAUGUUAAGCAUAAAAGGGCGAGAACCAUUCAUAAGGAUGCAGAUGUGGCUCAAUGAUCCUCAUAAUGUGGAAAUGCUGCAAACCAUAAAGAAUGAGAGAAGAGAAGCAAACAAGCGUCGCAGAACUGGAGAUGGCCCCAUGGACAGUCCAAGAAGUCAAUCAGACGGUGGACAGAUGUUUAAUUACAGCUUUGCUCCACCGUCACCAUAUCCUCCUGCCAAGAAACCACGUGUCUUAUUUACUGAGGAGCAGAAGGAAGCCUUGAGAUUGGCUUUCUCACUGGAUCCUUAUCCUAGUACGGCAACUAUCGAAUUUCUGGCUACUGAACUUAAUCUAUCAGUGAGGACUAUUACAAAUUGGUUCCAUAAUCACAGAAUGAGAAUGAAGCAGCAUGCCAAUUCUGACGAUGAACAUGGGAGGAAAGGACCUGACUUAUCUCUUCCGCCUCCCGUAAGGGAAGGCAUGGCUUUUGACCCUGUGCAAUACCGUUUACUCUUAAACCAGAGACUCGCUGAAAAAGCUAGAGAUAAACAACCGCAAUUUCCUCCUUUUGGUGCAAAUAUGCCCUAUUUAUAUUCUCCUUACAGAAAUUGUUCUCCUCUAUCGUCUUCUGGUGACGAUAUGGGAACAUUAGACUUAAGCAUGUCUAGUCAAUUAAGAAAUGCUAUUCAUAGUGGUAGCAAGGUUGAUAACAAUGGGGGCAGCAGCACUGACGAUCGUUCCAACAGCGAAAUGAACGAUGACUCUAAUCUUUCACAAGAUUUGCAAAAUGAUAACAGUGACCGAGACUCCAUAGAUGACGAUCAUCCACCAAAUCAUCGAGACUCUUCACCCUUGAGGACGUCGGUACCCAAUGAACACAUGAGGUCCUCAGUAGUAACAAGUGGAAGCAGUAACCGACGGAAACCCGCUAUGCCUCAAUGGGUUGAUCCUGGUCUCGAGUUAUCGCCUGAGAAUACAGAUGAGGAAGAUGAUUUGGAUGAUGAUCGCUUAGGCGAUGACAGCGGUAACGAACAGGAAGAAAUUAUUAACGGUGUUUGUGUUCGACAAACUGAAGACUUUGAUCUUCUAAUGUCACCCAGAGUUGAAACGGUUCAUGUUUUACCCGCACCAGCACCAGACGAUCGUUCGUCAAGAAAGUCUCACUCAAAUCGCAACGAAAAAUUCCGCAGGACUGCUUUAGUCAGCCCUGACCGAUCGGACAAUGAAUCGGAGGGUAUGACAAACGGUGUAAGUGACCGAGAACCUUCGGAACGGAGGGCGAAAGACAAACUUAUGUGUAUAAACGCAAUGGACCGAACGACGCUCAAAAAACCAGUCUUCCUGGAUGAGCAAGAAGAAGAUGAUGAUGAAAGCUGGGAUGAUGCCGAAGCUAAGGAUAGGCGAAAAAAUAUUGAAAAACUCCAACAAAGGCUAGAAAAAGAAGAUGUUGGAGAUGACUGGGAAUUCUGAACGUUUGGUUCUACACAUUUUUGUGGUGCAUUUGUUAGGUUCACUGCAAAUGUUUGCAGCUUUAAAGUGCCAGAAGUCAAAAUAGAUACUGAUGAAUGAGUGGAUGAAAAUCAUCAUCUCAUUGUUAUAAAUUCGCACCAUAGAUUUCAUGUAAACAUUAUCCCGGUGUAAAAAAAUACAAAGAGUGGCCUUAAAUCAAUCGAUUCAAUUUCACGAGUUACAAACAUUUUGUAGUGUUGAAUAAAAAAAAAUGUUGAAGGACUUGUGUUUAUGAUGACUCAGGCUGAGAUUCUCUGCAAUGUAAUGUGAUACAUAAUUCUAUUUCUUCAAUCUUACUGUUCUCACGCCUUGUCAAAUUUCAGCACACCGAUUUUUGCUCAGCUUGUUGAACAAUCUUCCCUUUAAACUGACAAAAUGGCAUGCUUCGAUGAUGUUGAUACAGAUGAGCAACGCAAUGAGCACGAGCUUAAAAUAAAAUGUUUUAAUCUGCUGCAGCAUACUUGUAAAAAUGAGCAUCGUUUCGACUCUGAGCUGGCUGCAGAGAGCAAAACGUGGUUUGCGUACUGAAGUAGUACCUCACUUGUGUUCUUUUUAACUGUAUACAGAUCUCCCUUUUUGACGUUGUCCUCUUAUUUCAUUGAUGCUAAUCGCCGGAUUACUUUGUGUAGCUGAUUUAGUUUAUUUUAUCUUCUAGAACAGCCAUGUUGUAUAUGGCAUUUGUAAAGCACUAUUGUAAAUAUGAUAUUUUGAGCUAGUGAAAAAGAGCACACACUGCUAUUUCAAGACUGAUCGCAGUAUAAAUCUUUUGAACGGAAUCAAAAAAAAGAAAUUCUCAUUUGUUGUUUUUCGCAGUGUAAAAAGAGUUAAUAACAGAGUUAUUUUAUUUCUUCUUUCAUUUUACGUUAUCAUGAAAUUUUCGAACGAAGCUUUUCUCCAUUUAAAAAUGCAUUUGUGUGUUCGUCUUGCACAAGUUAUUGUAAAUCUUGAACACUACUUUAAAUGUUCUCUUUUUCUACCCAUUUUGAAAUGAAAAAAGUUUCGAUCUCUUAUUGUACGUUAUCGUGUUUUUUGGGUCCUUUACAACCUCGUAACACAAGAUAUUAUUACAACGAUGCCUUUCUUCAUGGUGCACCUGUUUACCGCCAGGUGGCUCUUAUUUCAGAACGCUGCCGACCCAUGAACCUGCAUACGGCGAUAUUAGUGCAUUCGUCUUUUCAAUUCUAUUUAUGAUCUUUGGACUAGGUCAUCUCUAGUCGAUUGGUUUAUGAAAAAAAAAUUGCAUUUAGUUUAACAAAGUGUAAAUAUUUCUUUUCAUGUUUUAUCUUUUAAAUGUUCUUGUCAAAUAUUUACCCCGAACUGAAAGCUCUUGCAUUUCACUUUAAGCUGCUUUUUUCUAAUAACACAUUUAAUUUAAAACGGUCUGAAUAUUGCAUUACAGAAAAUUAGAUUACAUUAAAAAAAUUUUAAUUUGUGUUACAAUACGUCAGACUAAUGAGUUGUAAUUGAAUUCUUUAACAUCUAAUUUAUUCCUGCGAAAUGUUUGUACAAAUUAUUAUGAGUAGAUGAAAAUAUCAUGAAGUCAUUUUACACUAAAAACAUUUAAUAUAUUACUAUGCUUAAAUGUUUUCCUUUUAAAAAUUUUGUAAUUCUAAUUUUUAUUCAAACAUGUUCAGAUAACUUGAGUACAGAAACCAAUUAAAAUUAUAUAGCUAUGGUAGAGACAAAAUAUAAAAUUCUGUUUCAGUUUGCAGCUUAACUAUAUUUUAUUAAAUGGAGUGAAAUAAAAAUGCUUAACAAUGAAAUGGAAGAGUUUUCAUGCAUUUAAAAACUGUUGCUCAGUCCAUAUAACAGUGGUGCCAAUCAACAAAAAGAGUAAAGAAAAAUUUCAAAUUUUAUAUGUUAUAUUCCCGAGUGAAAUGUUAAACAUCCAAAUCCUUCCAGAAACAAUUUUUACGGAAGGAUUCUAAAACCUUACUUGUGUUGUGCGAAUUCAUUUUUUUUUUCAUAAGAUGCAUAAAAUGCACGCGAUUAUUUGUCUUUACAUUGUUAAUAUUUUGAAUGAAACGCUAAGUUUGGGGAUACUUUACAUUAUUUAAGUAUUAUUGAGUAUGACUCACCAGUAUUGUGUUUAGCACAAAUAUUUAUCGAUUGUUUUAGAUGAGAGAAGAAUAUUUUAAUCUUUCACAACAUCACAAUAAACAAUUUCAAACUUUCACUUUUCCUCUUGCAAAGUGUCUUUUAUAAGAGCUUUUUUAGUCAUAGGGAAUCGGUUAGGGUAGCUUUGUUCUCCUUCUUGUCACAUUUUAUUGUUAAAAUUUUUACUAUUAAAAAGGGGUGUAUUUCAGUUUAAUUUAUUCACAUGCAUCACAACUUGAUUUUAAUCGUUUUACAAUACUUUCGCCAUAAGAGAAGGUUUUGUAAUUAAAUUUUAAUUCAUAUUUUGUAAUUACAGAAAUCUAAUUUUGUUUUAUUUUUGUAAUAUAUUAUCAAAUUAAUGAAAAUGUUUUGAACAUAAGAAUAAUGAUUCAUCCAUUAAGGAGAAGAAAAAAACCAACGAGAGCAGAUAAUUAAUUUUUAUUCGCGUUUUGUGAUAAAAUAAUAAGUUAUUUACUGCAUUCAAAUUUAAAUGGACUGUAAACUUGUGAAGUAAUGUGUCUUGUUGAGUUAAAAUAUCGUAACUGAAACAAUAUUAGUUAUCAAAUUGAAAUCAUCACCAAUUUGAAAAGAAAAAUACUGAUUAAAAAUGUCUAUGAAAUUAAAAUAACAAUGACUUUUUUAAUGGUAUACGACAACCUUAACAUUUAAGAUUAUAAAAUGAUUAAAACAAUAAAAACUGACGAGCAAAUGUUUGCUACCUGUUGAAUAGAUUUCCCAAUUUUAACAUUUCAGCAAGUUAAAGUAUAAAAUAGUUUCUUUCUUUUAUACAAAUAUAAUUUUUGAAUAAUAAAACUGUAAACGAUUCAAAGUUAAUAAAUAAUUAUAAGUUAUUAAUAAAUUAGAAUAAAAAUUCAAAUGAUACUAAAAUGUGUCGUGUAUGCUUCUUCUUGAGGUGUAAGAAUUGCAAAAUGUACAGAAAAUGUUUUUUUUUUCUUUAACAAAAAGAUAAUGAUAAUCAUUCUGUUUUAGAUAGUUAAUCAUAGGAAAAAUUUGAAACAAUAUUAUACUCCCCAUACCGUAAAAAUAAUUUUUUUUCUACAUUGCUUUAUAAAUUUAAAAUCAAAAGUUUAUUUGCAUGUUGUAGUGUUAAUAAUUCAUUAUAAAUCUAUGAACCGUUAUGAUUUAUAGAAAAAACUAAAUUAUGGACAUAUUAUAAUUAUAAAAUUUUACUCUUUUCUGUUUUUUUAAAAAAGGAACUUCAAUCAAUUAAAAGAAAUUAAAAUUACCUUCUUAUGUUAAGCAAAAGCUUCGGUUUUGAAACAAUGAGUUUCCAAAUUUAAAUCACCGUUGAUCAGUUUUUAAAUUCAUAGAAAAAUAUUAUUUUGACAUCAACAAAUAAGAAAAUUAAGCUGAAAUUCUUUAAAUUAUAGCAUCAAAAUUGAUUUUACUUAAAAAUAUUUUUUUUUUAAUUUGCUUUAUCAAAAAGGUGAUAUAAAAUUCUUAAUUAUUCUUGUAAGCAGAGGCAAACAUGUAUAAAUUUCAAUAUUGCUCAUAAGAUAAAUUAUUGAACUAUUGAUGACAGUUACGCAUUGUUUGCUAACGUUAAAAAAAAUUCAUUUCAUUUUGUAUGAAUUUUUCACUGUUUAAUUACUUUAACAUAAAUGAAUCAGAAAAUUAAGUAGAUAGUUUUUCAGUUAAUGUAUUGAAAUUUUUAUCAACGCUCAUGUAUUAUUGAACAAUUUUUACCUUAAACUAACAUAUUUUGAUUUUAAUUAAAUAUUAUAUUUGAAAUAAUUAUUGAAGCUGUUGUUGCCAGUUCUGAAUUAUUAGCUGAUAAUUCUCAAUUUAGUUUUUUUUCACUUUUCAAUGUCACUGCUUGUGUAUGAAAUAUCUUUCGAUGUAAAUUUAAAUAUGUAUAACAAGAACAACCUGAAAGUAGUAAUAUUCUUAUUUGUAUUGUAGUUGCAGUAUUAUGAAUGAGAGUAAUACAAGAAAUUUUAGUUAAGAUUGUGUUGUGUGUUUCUUUUUUUUUUUUAAUCUAAUUGUAAGUUGUUUAUGUUAUGUGUUGUGUAGACGAUGGAUUGAAAAUCCUCAUGGUGCUCUUAUAUGUCCCCAUUUGUUACAUUCAAAUAUAUCAUUGCAUUUUUAUCUUCUGUUAGUUGCUAUCUUCUUUAUUGUUUAAAGCAUUUCUUAUGAAUCGACUUACAUAUGUCUAUAUUGCAUUU